ACGCCGAACAGAUUUUUUUGAUGAGAAAGAACGCCGAAUCAAUCUGUUACUUCUAGGCUCCAGCACCGGAGCUCCCUCUUCUCGUCUUCUUCCUCCCUCCCUAUUUCUUUUGUCAUGGACUCCUUAUUAGCAAACUAUGCUUCUUCAGACGACGAAGGCGAAGAUGAACAACAACAGGUGAUAUCGGAUUCCCCCUCCAAAUCUCCUUCUAACUUUAAUAAACCCCCCAAGACCUCUUUCCUUUCAUCUCUUCCCCCACCAAAAUCCUCUCAAUCCUCCUCUGGUUUCUCUUCCCUUCCUCCUUCUAAGUCUCUUCACCCAACCACAAAAGAACAUUCCCCCUCCGAGUUCCCUUCUCAUCUUGGCAAUGCCACCAAGACCUCUUCUAUCUUUUCUUCCCUUCCCCAACCUAAGUCCUCUGGUUUUUCUUCCCUUCCUCMUCCUAAGUCUCUUCACCCAACCACAGAAGAAGAUUCUACCCCCAAAUCCCCCUCUCAUCUCGGCAAUGCCUCCAAGGCCUUAUCUAUCUUCUCUUCCCUUCCCCAACCCAAAUCCUCCUCUGGUUUCUCUUCCCUUCCCCCUCCCAAGUCUCUUCAAUCGACUACUACCCAGGCCGCCUCUAAUAUCUCGUCCACAGAUCUCAAUAGAAAAAGGGUCGUUCAAUUCAAGCCUCCCAUAAACCUAUCUUUGCUCAAACCCCAGGACGAAGACGAUGACGAGGAGGAAAACGAAAGAAAACUCACCAAAGAAUCGGUCUCUUCAGGGCAAACCUCCUCUUUGAAAUCCUUCUUAUCCAACCUUCCUGCUCCAAAGAACUCCCUGGGCUCAGGUGCUUCGUCUUCUUUGGGUUCUGGUCGGAGAUCAAUCGUUGAGGCAGAUGUACCCACAUCGAAUUCUGAUGUACAUAGAGCGGAAAAUGAAUCAAAUACUGUUGAGAAUGGAGGGCAUUCCGAGGGCAAUUGGGUUGAUGGGUCGUACUCGUCAAUGGUGGGAACAGUUGGUGGUCCGUCGGAGUUUGCAACUGGAGGAGCUGACACCUCGAGCUGGGCUCCCAGUAAUGAGAAUUAUGAGGCCUACCAAAAUUAUGGGAGUUAUGGAGAGUAUGGGGGUUAUGGAAAUUAUGGGGAUAAUUGGGCUGAAGCUUCCACAGUGACUCCGGCAACAGAGAAUUCAGGGAUGUUUGAAAGCACGGCAAGAAUAUCAGGAAAGAGAGGGAGGGAUGGGGUACCUACGGAAAUAGUUGAAGUGAAGCAGGAUGAGUUGAUUAAAAAUAGACCCAGGGAGGACCAGGUCAAGCUGACUGGUAUAGCUUUUGGCCCAUCUUACCAGCCUGUUGCAAGUAAGGGGAAGCCUUCAAAGCUGCACAAGAGGAAGCAUCAGAUUGGAUCUUUGUUCUAUGAUAUGAAGCAAAGGGAGAUGGAACUUGCAGAGCGACGUGCAAGAGGAUUCCUCACUAAAGCUGAGACACAGGCCAAAUAUGGGUGGUGAAUCAGAACGACACUCAUCCUGGUGAGUGGUGACGUCUUUGAAGUAGACUAAUUAUAUUAUUGUCAAGACAAAAUCUUGUGCUUYAUCAUCCCCUGCAUGUAAUAAUAGCUUUGUAUCUGGUUUGGAAGUUUUUAAUUUCUACAACAAUGGAAUUAAGGUUGGCAUUAUAUUUUGUAUUUUCAAUCCUACUAAUCGAGUUCCAAGUCCAACACACUAGUCGAUGAAGAAAA
Nelumbo nucifera (sacred lotus) is the source of this 1718-nucleotide messenger RNA. RefSeq names its product mitotic checkpoint protein PRCC-carboxy-term protein. Gene Ontology annotation, cellular component: nucleus. NCBI's taxonomy places the organism in Eukaryota, Viridiplantae, Streptophyta, Magnoliopsida, Proteales, Nelumbonaceae. The record is from RefSeq and is a predicted model, not a curated record.